Nicotiana attenuata is the source of this 858-nucleotide messenger RNA. RefSeq lists its product as uncharacterized. The coding region runs from base 1 to 858 and encodes 285 amino acids. Lineage: Eukaryota; Viridiplantae; Streptophyta; Magnoliopsida; Solanales; Solanaceae. The transcript is spliced from 2 exons. The record is from RefSeq and is a predicted model, not a curated record.
AUGGAUCUGAGCUUCAUUGCACCAACCAUAAAAAAUGGUGAGGUAAUAAUUAAACUAUGCAAGGAGGAAGUGGAAGAGGAGACACAAAAGUGGAAACAAGCACUGAUUCUCUAUGUAGUAGGAAGCACCCCAACCAUAGGAGCUAUGGAGCGUUUCAUUGCUUCAGCAUGGAAUUUUACAACAAAACCAAAAGUCUAUUUUCAUAACGAUGGAUAUUUUGUUGUAAGAUUUAACUCUAUCAGUGACAGAGAUGAAAUUCUGUAUUCUGGACCUCAUAUGUUAAAUAACAAUCCAAUUAUCAUGAGAGUAUGGUCAACUGAUUUUGAUUUUAACAAGGAGGUGCUGCAGAUUAUUUCUGUAUGGGUUAGGUAUCCUAAUCUCCCACUCAAUUGUUGGGGAGUAAAAUCAUUGAGCAGGAUAAGUAGUGGAUUAGGGAUUCCCUUCUAUGCAGAUGCAUGUACCACUCAGUUGGAUCGAAUUUCCUACGCUAGAGUACUAAUUGAAAUGGAUGUUACUAAAGAUCUUCCCAAAGCUAUAAAGGUGACAGAUCCUAAUGGAAGAGAAUUUCUGCAAGAGGUAGCAUAUGAUUGGGUUCCUGAAUUUUGUCACACUUGCAUACAAAUGGGACACCAAUCAACAGAAGAAGAAACAAGAAUGGCAGCCCAAAGUGAUCCAGAACGACAAGGGACUCAGCCAAAUGUAGUAGCAAACAAUAGUAAGGAGGUAGCUGUGCUUAAUGGGGCAAAGGACAACUGCGUAAAAUCACCUAUGAAACUAGCUAGAGGAGAGCAGGAAUAUGCAUGGAAAAAAGCUAUAGGGAAAUCAGUAACUAGAAGCAGGGAGAAGCCAUCAACAUGA